GCCGCCGCGGCUGCCACUCCGCCCCCCGCGCCGCGCGGAGUCCCAGUAAUAACCCCGGCGCGGCGGCGGAGUCGCUGUGGGGAAUCCUCCCGCGCUCUGCCUGGGUCGGGUGCUCCCUGCCCGCUCGCACGCUGCCGGCCGGGGACCUCCGGUGGCCCCUAGCCCCUCGGAGCGCUCCUGGAUGAAGCCCCGCGCGCGCGGAUGGCGGGGCUGCGCGGCGUUGUGGCUGCUGCUGGCGCAGGUGGCCGAACAGGCACCUGCGUGCGCCAUGGGACCCGCAGCGGCAGCGCCUGGGAGCCCCAGCGUCCCGCGUCCUCCUCCACCCGCGGAGCGGCCAGGCUGGAUGGAAAAGGGCGAAUAUGACCUGGUCUCUGCCUACGAGGUUGACCACAGGGGCGAUUACGUGUCCCACGAAAUCAUGCACCAUCAACGGCGGCGAAGAGCAGUGACCAUGUCAGGGGUUGAGUCUCUUCACCUUCGACUGAAAGGCUCCAGGCAUGACUUCCACAUGGAUUUGAGGACUUCCAGCAGCCUGGUGGCUCCCGGCUUUAUUGUGCAGACGUUGGGAAAGACAGGCACUAAGUCUGUGCAGACUUUACCGCCAGAGGACUUCUGUUUCUAUCAAGGCUCUUUGCGAUCUCACAGAAACUCCUCAGUGGCCCUUUCAACCUGCCAAGGCUUGUCAGGCAUGAUACUAACAGAAGAGGCAGAUUACUUCCUAAAGCCACUUCCUUCACACCUCUUGUGGAAACUCAGCAGCGCUGCCCAGGGCAGCUCCCCAUCCCACAUACUGUAUAAGAGAUCCACAGAGCCCCAUGCACCUGGGGCCAGUGAGGUCCUGGUGACCUCCAGGACGUGGGAGCUGGCGCAUCAACCCCUGCACAGCAGUGACCUUCACCUGGGACUGCCACAAAAACAGCAUUUCUGUGGAAGACGCAAGAAAUACAUGCCCCAGCCUCCCAAGGAAGACCUCUUCAUCUUGCCAGAUGAGUAUAAGUCUUGCUUACGGCAUAAGCGCUCUCUUCUGAGGUCCCAUAGAAAUGAAGAACUGAACGUGGAGACCUUGGUGGUAGUUGACAAAAAGAUGAUGCAAAACCAUGGCCAUGAAAAUAUCACGACCUACGUGCUCACGAUACUUAACAUGGUAUCUGCUUUAUUCAAAGAUGGAACAAUAGGAGGAAACAUCAACAUUGCAAUUGUAGGUCUGAUUCUUCUAGAGGAUGAACAGCCAGGGCUGGUGAUAAGUCAUCAUGCAGACCACACCUUAAGUAGCUUCUGCCAGUGGCAGUCUGGAUUGAUGGGGAAAGAUGGGACUCGUCAUGACCACGCCAUCUUACUGACUGGCCUGGAUAUAUGUUCCUGGAAGAAUGAACCCUGUGACACUUUGGGAUUUGCACCCAUAAGUGGAAUGUGUAGUAAAUAUCGCAGCUGCACGAUUAAUGAAGAUACAGGUCUUGGACUGGCCUUCACCAUUGCCCAUGAGUCUGGACACAACUUUGGCAUGAUUCAUGAUGGAGAAGGGAACAUGUGCAAAAAGUCCGAGGGCAACAUCAUGUCCCCUACGUUGGCAGGACGCAAUGGGGUCUUCUCCUGGUCUCCCUGCAGCCGCCAGUAUCUACACAAAUUUCUAAGCACUGCUCAAGCUAUCUGCCUUGCUGAUCAACCAAAGCCUGUGAAGGAAUAUAAGUAUCCCGAGAAAUUGCCAGGAGAACUGUACGAUGCAAACACACAGUGCAAGUGGCAGUUCGGAGAGAAGGCCAAGCUCUGCAUGCUGGACUUUAAAAAGGACAUCUGUAAAGCCCUGUGGUGCCAUCGUAUUGGAAGGAAAUGUGAGACUAAAUUUAUGCCAGCAGCAGAAGGCACUAUUUGUGGGCAUGACAUGUGGUGCCGGGGAGGACAGUGUGUGAAAUAUGGUGAUGAAGGCCCCAAGCCCACCCAUGGCCACUGGUCAGACUGGUCUUCUUGGUCCCCAUGCUCCAGGACCUGCGGAGGGGGAGUGUCUCAUCGGAGUCGCCUCUGCACCAACCCCAAGCCAUCGCAUGGAGGGAAGUUUUGCGAGGGCUCCACUCGCACUCUGAAGCUCUGCAACAGUCAGAAAUGUCCCCGGGACAGUGUUGACUUCCGCGCCGCUCAGUGUGCCGAGCACAACAGCAGACGAUUCAGAGGGCGGCACUACAAGUGGAAGCCUUACACUCAAGUGGAAGAUCAGGACUUAUGCAAACUCUACUGUAUCGCAGAAGGAUUUGAUUUCUUCUUUUCUUUGUCAAAUAAAGUCAAAGAUGGGACUCCAUGCUCGGAGGAUAGCCGUAAUGUUUGUAUAGAUGGGAUAUGUGAGAGAGUUGGAUGUGACAAUGUCCUUGGAUCUGAUGCUGUUGAAGAUGUCUGUGGGGUGUGUAACGGGAAUAACUCAGCCUGCACAAUUCACAGGGGUCUCUACUCCAAGCACCACCACACCAACCAGUAUUAUCACAUGGUCACCAUUCCUUCUGGAGCCCGGAGUAUCCGCAUCUAUGAAAUGAAUGUCUCUACCUCCUACAUUUCUGUGUGCAAUGCCCUCAGAAGGUACUACUUGAAUGGGCACUGGACCGUGGACUGGCCCGGCCGGUACAAAUUUUCAGGCACUACUUUCGACUACAGACGGUCCUAUAAUGAGCCCGAGAACUUAAUUGCUGCUGGACCAACCAACGAAACACUGAUUGUGGAGCUGCUGUUUCAGGGAAGGAACCCGGGUGUUGCCUGGGAAUACUCCAUGCCUCGCUUGGGGGCCGAGAAGCAACCCCCUGCCCAGCCCAGCUACACUUGGGCCAUCGUGCGCUCUGAGUGCUCCGUGUCCUGCGGAGGGGGACAGAUGACUGUGAGGGAGGGCUGCUACAGAGACCUGAAGUUUCAAGUAAAUACAUCUUUCUGCAAUCCCAAGACUCGACCUGUCACGGGGCUGGUGCCUUGCAAAGUGUCCGCCUGUCCUCCCAGCUGGUCCGUGGGGAACUGGAGUGCCUGCAGUCGGACAUGCGGCGGGGGUGCCCAGAGCCGCCCGGUGCAGUGCACACGGCGCGUGCACUAUGACUCAGAGCCAGUCCCAGCCAGCCUGUGCCCACAGCCUGCUCCCUCCACCAGGCAGGCCUGCAACUCUCAGAGCUGCCCACCGGCAUGGAGCACCGGGCCCUGGGCAGAGUGCUCACACACCUGUGGGAAGGGGUGGAGGAAGCGGGCAGUGGCCUGUAAGAGCACCAACCCCUCGGCCAGAGCGCAGCUGCUGCCCGACACUGUCUGCACUUCAGAGCCCAAGCCCAGGAUGCAUGAAGCCUGUCUACUUCAGCGCUGCCACAAGCCCAAAAAGCUGCAGUGGCUGGUGUCCGCCUGGUCCCAGUGCUCUGUGACAUGUGAAAGAGGAACACAGAAAAGAUUCUUAAAAUGUGCUGAAAAGUAUGUUUCCGGAAAGUAUCGAGAGCUGGCCUCAAAGAAGUGCUCGCAUUUGCCGAAGCCCAGCCUGGAGCUGGAACGUGCCUGUGCCCCGUUUCCGUGCCCCAGGCACCCCCCGUUUGCUGCUGCAGGACCCUCGAGGGGCAGCUGGUUUGCCUCACCGUGGUCUCAGUGCACAGCCAGCUGUGGGGGUGGCGUUCAGACGAGGUCCGUGCAGUGCCUGGUGGGGGGCCGGCCGGCCUCAGGCUGCCUCCUGCACCAGAAGCCUUCGGCCUCCCUGGCCUGCAACACUCACUUCUGCCCCAUUGCAGAGAAGAAAGAUGCCUUCUGCAAAGACUACUUCCGCUGGUGCUACCUGGUGCCCCCGCACGGGGUGUGCAGCCACAAGUUCUACGGCAAGCAGUGCUGCAAGACCUGCUCCAAGUCCAACCUGUGAGUCAGGACAGCUUUCCACGGCAGAGAAAGUGGCUGUGUGGCAGGGAAAUUUCCCACCAAUGAGCUGUGCAAUCUGUGUCGGAAUACAUCCAAGGAAGAUCAAAGCCAAAAGAAGAAAACCGUGUUAGGCUCUUUGACCAGGAGUGUAUGUAUGCACGUUUCACCGUGAGCCUGCGUGCAGACCUGUGUCCCCGCACACACAGCCUCUCCUGUUAGGCUGAAAUGUGGCACCCUGGCAGGCACAGCUGUGGCUCGUGAGGCAGAAGGCAGGCUCCACAACGGGAGAGGCAGCUCUCACCCCUGCCUGUACUGCAGCGAAAUCAAGUCAAAAAGACAGGCGGGGCUGAACUUGCUUAAUGUCUGGCGCCUUAUAAAAAGAAGGAAAGGCCAUGAAAUAAGGAACACAUACAAAAUAUCUGCCCCCAAGUUCACCAGCCUCCCCUCCCACUGGGGAGGCCCCUCAAGCCAUCAGGAGUGACCAACUUCCUGAGUGGAGGUCAGGGGAGCUCCAGGAGGCUGCCCAGGCUCCUCCUCCUCCUCUCCAGCUGCUGAGCAUCUCUUACUAGGAACCUGGAGCCACCGCCUGAGCCAGCAUCAUCUCUAGGGCCAGGGGACUGCAUUCUGAUUUGGGACUUUGCCUAUGGAAAUGGGAAAAAUGAAAUUCCUGCUAAGGUGCUUCCAUCUCUUUCAGAUUCAUGCCUUGAAGGAGAGAUUUUUAUAUUGUAUGUUUUAUCUUUCUCAGUUAUUUGCAAGUGAGUGUCCUUUUAAAACCCCAUUUCUUCAUGCUUUUCUUUGUAAAUGACAGAUCGGAAGUAUAGGUUACAUCAAAACCCUACCAUCCUGAGAAGAGUUACGGUUCUGCUAUAGCAGACGUCAGCCACACAGCCGAUGUGACAAUAACCUUAGAGUCCUGUGUUUUGUUUUUGUGUGUUGUGAGAUUUUAAUCUGUUUUUUUUUCUUUUCUUUUCUUUUCUUUUCUUUUGGUGAAUCUGGCCAUUUCUAUAAUGCCAGGUGGGAAGCCAGGCCGCGGGUGUUUGGGUGGGAAUCUGCCGGCGUCUCCGGCACGCCCCCCCCACCCCCACCAUCCUCAGUGCCGCUGCUGUUCUCCUGUCCGGCGCUGUGGCUCCAUUCGGAAGGGGCACCUGGAUAUUUAUAUUUGCUGAAGCUUUAUAAUAAAGUUUAUAUUGUACAGUG
This is a messenger RNA of Chlorocebus sabaeus (green monkey), 5049 nucleotides long. It is a transcript of the gene ADAMTS16, whose product is annotated as ADAM metallopeptidase with thrombospondin type 1 motif 16. Gene Ontology annotation, biological process: extracellular matrix organization; proteolysis. Lineage: Eukaryota; Metazoa; Chordata; Mammalia; Primates; Cercopithecidae. The record is from RefSeq and is a predicted model, not a curated record. Gene Ontology annotation, cellular component: extracellular matrix. Gene Ontology annotation, molecular function: metalloendopeptidase activity.